Yarrowia lipolytica CLIB122 is the source of this 273-nucleotide messenger RNA. RefSeq lists its product as uncharacterized. NCBI's taxonomy places the organism in Eukaryota, Fungi, Ascomycota, Dipodascomycetes, Dipodascales. Gene Ontology annotation, biological process: protein sumoylation. The record is from RefSeq and is a predicted model, not a curated record. Gene Ontology annotation, cellular component: nucleus; septin ring. Gene Ontology annotation, molecular function: ubiquitin-like protein ligase binding; protein tag activity.
AUGUCUGAGGAAACACAGCCCAAGGUAGACAGCUCCGAGCACGUCAACAUCAAGGUCACCGACUCGUCGUCGGAGAUUUUCUUCAAGAUCAAGAAGUCCACACAGCUCAAGAAACUGAUCGACGCCUUCUGCCAGCGACAGGGCAAGCAGAAGUCUUCCCUGCGUUUCCUCUACGACGGCCAGCGAGUCACCGACACUGACACCCCCGAGACUCUGCAGAUUGAGGACGGCGACACCAUCGAGGCUCACCAGGAGCAGCUUGGUGGCUGCUAA